AUGAGCGGAAGAAGUGGGGGAGCGGAAACAGCCCGGAAGAAAGAGGAAGUACUGAAAAAAGAGGAAAAAACUGCUACAGAAAUGGACAUAUACAAGCUGUUCACCAGAGAGAGGGGAGUGCCGCUGUCGCAGAAAGUGAUACAGUACAUACAGAAAGUGCUCUCUCCUGAGACCAUGGAAGUGUACGCAGACAUCAUAAGAGCGAACUACACAGGAGGAAUACUCACAGAAAAAGAAAUAGAUGCUGCUGUGAAAAAUAGAGUAAAAGAGAGACAGAAAAUAGAAGUGCACCCAGUGCAGUACAGGCCAGAGGGGGUGGAAAGGUACAGAGUCCUUAAAGAAAGAGUGCUCGCACAGAAAACAUCGAUAGUUGCACUGAAAGAAGGAGUAAAAUGCAUGAUAUUCGGAAUGGCCAGGGUGCUAGAUGAUGGAACACUGGAGAUAGAAGACGAAGACGAGUCUGUGCGGGUGGCGAGGAUAGAAAAGGGCGAGUUUUUUAUAUCAAGAGGAGUUUGCGCUGGAUUUGAGGGAAGACUGGAGAAAGAUGGGUUUGUGGUGGAGGACAUUCACCUUCCCAGCAAAAACCACUCGCAGAGCCAAACACACCGAACAAAUUUCAUUGUAGUUUCGCAGUUUGUGGCAUCGCAGGAGAACAUUGGCAAAGUGGGCAACAUUCUAAAAGUGUACACAGAUUACGAAAUAGAAAUAUCAGCAGUUGUUCUGAUGAUGAGCGAUGCUGAGAGCACAGCGAAUGUCCAGUCAAAGCUGGAAAGCACUCUUUUGAAGGACUACAAGAGUAUUGACUUUAUCGUUAUACCGGGGAUAGGGAAGAGGUACUUUUAUCCGCACGGAGAGUGCAGAUCACAUAAGAAUCUAAAAAUAGCCACAAAUCCUGCAGAAAUAGUGAUAGAUAAGUCUGUUUUUUUAGCGGGAUUAUUUGACUUGGUCGAUGGGAUAAAGGAGGAAAGCGUGAUACAAGGGUCGUUCAGACAGGAGCUGGGAAGAGUGUUUCUGACCCAGGCAUCAUUCAAUCCUUUUAUAACGUAUACUGAUCUGUCGUACACUGGUCCCAUAACAGGAGUGAUUAUCGGCGACAGAUAUGACUGUUUCACGCAUAAAGAAGAUGACCAAGUGUUUACAAUAUGCGGUGAUUUCCAGAAAAGCGAGGGCCAGUUUCUCUUCUACAACGGGAGCGAGAAUAACUUUGAAAUAUGCUCAGCCAGUGGAAUGGCAGCAGAGUAG
Messenger RNA from Nematocida minor, 1242 nucleotides. RefSeq lists its product as uncharacterized. The transcript has a single exon. The record is from RefSeq and is a predicted model, not a curated record. The coding region runs from base 1 to 1242 and encodes 413 amino acids. Lineage: Eukaryota; Fungi; Microsporidia.